Messenger RNA from Schizosaccharomyces octosporus yFS286, 1123 nucleotides. RefSeq names its product carbonic anhydrase. NCBI's taxonomy places the organism in Eukaryota, Fungi, Ascomycota, Schizosaccharomycetes, Schizosaccharomycetales, Schizosaccharomycetaceae. Gene Ontology annotation, biological process: cellular response to carbon dioxide; cellular response to oxidative stress. The transcript has a single exon. The record is from RefSeq and is a predicted model, not a curated record. Gene Ontology annotation, cellular component: cytoplasm. Gene Ontology annotation, molecular function: carbonate dehydratase activity; zinc ion binding. The coding region runs from base 176 to 925 and encodes 249 amino acids.
UCGUUCUUGGACGCGACUGCAUCCAGCGACCCAAUUAAGUCAAUACUCGAUAUUGCGUGGAUGCUCACGACGGAGCUAUAGAACCAACACCACCCACCUUCCUAACCGCAAGUUCUCUUCUACAGUUUACCACCUCUCACCUUACAAAGGAAAUCCAAACGAAAACGGAAUCGAAAUGGAGCAACACAGAAGAUUUGACAAGCUGAGACGCCGUAUCGAAGAAAUUGAUAACCAAGAACAAACUGAAACUACCGAUGAAGUACCUCCCACCAAUGUUAUUCCCUCGGAAGGCAAAGUCGUUCAAUCUCCUGAAUUAAAGAAUUUGCUUGAACGUAACUUGAAUUGGUCAAAACAAACCACUCGUAAUUAUCCAUCCUUCUUCUCGGUCACCAAGGAUAUUCAAAGUCCCCAGGUCAUGUGGAUUGGAUGCUCUGACUCUCGUGUCCCCGAGACUACCGUCUUGGAUCUUUUACCCGGCGAGGUUUUUGUCCAUCGUAAUAUUGCCAACGUUGUUCCUCGUUCAGAUAUCAAUGCAUUGGCCGCUAUGGAGUAUUCCGUCACCGCUCUUAAAGUCAAACACAUUAUCGUCUGUGGCCAUUAUGGUUGCGGUGGUGUUGCAGCUGCUAUGGGUCCCAGUACGAACAAUUUAAUGGAUCAUUGGCUUCGUCAUAUUCGCGAUGUCAUUGAAGAUAACCGCUCGGAAUUAGAUGCCAUAAAAGAUCCCCACGAACGUGGUUUGCGUCUUGCUGAAUUAAAUACCCGUGCCCAAGCCGUUUCCGUAACCCGUGUCGGCUUUGUUCGUCAAGCUAUGGAAUCUCGUGGAUUGCAAGUCCACGGCUGGGUCUAUGAUGUUGGCACAGGCAGAAUUAAGAGUUUGGAUAUCUCUGAUGCCAUCAAAAAUGCAAAAUACAACCCUUACAAUUAAGUUUCUAUUCCCAUCCUCUAUGCCAUUUGUUUUUUUUUUUUUACGCUUUUAUGUUUAUGAUGGGCAUAUAUGAUAUGUACUUUUGAUUGCUCGUGUCUCAUCGUUACCAGUAUUUACUAUACGAAUUCUUGUCUCAAGUCUCAAAUUAAAUAUAGUUUUCUAGAUCUUUGUGUGAAAAGGUAAUCAAGUAGUUUUCAA